Phialemonium atrogriseum is the source of this 942-nucleotide messenger RNA. RefSeq lists its product as uncharacterized. The transcript has a single exon. Bases 7 to 867 code for a protein of 286 amino acids. The record is from RefSeq and is a predicted model, not a curated record. NCBI's taxonomy places the organism in Eukaryota, Fungi, Ascomycota, Sordariomycetes, Cephalothecales, Cephalothecaceae.
CUCUCCAUGAACUCGAUCUAUUUUUGCUAUCAAGACCUCUUCUGCAAUCUGCCCUUGGUAAAUGGUAAAAUGGUUCGGCGAUGUCUAUAUCAACAGAAGACGGACCCAGACUUCAAUCUCAAUACGACUCGUUCACAAUAUUCAAUCCACACAUUCCUCGUCACUGAUCACAUCCAAGAGAUUCUUCCAAAGAGGAAAUUACCAUCAUCAACCGUGAUGAAGACCAUAAUCUACAUUAUCUCCGCCAUCUUCAGCUCGGUGGCUUUUGGCCGCGUGCCGGGCAUCUUCACGCCUUCGCCCGUACAGUCUGGGUUUCCGAGCAACUGCGAGGGCUUCGCCAUGGCCAUCCCCGGCGACACCUGCGACUCGCUGGCCCAGAAGCACGGUCUGGACACCCCCACCCUUCUGAGUCUCAACCCACAGAUUGGCGGGUACGAGAACUGUCCCCGCAACCUCUUCGCCGACUACUGGUACUGCAUGCACGCCGAACUCGCCCCUCCGUUCAGGGAGCCGCCGCCGCCGCCACCGACUCAGACUGCAGACCCAAGGAAGACGUUAGUUCAUCACCCGCCACCGGCGACCACCACCGGCGAGAAGCAGGGCGCGCCUGCAGCGAUCACGACGCCGCCGCCGAGUUGCCCGACCAAUGACUGCUGGCGUGCCUUCAGGAAGGCUGCGGAUCGGGUGAAGCCGAGCUACUCGAGCUGGUGCUCUUCGGUCCUCGCUCCACCUGCCAUCCUGGAUCCGUAUUUCGACGAUUUCCCCGGGGCCCCGAACAUGGUCAAGAACCAGUGCACAGGCCUGGGGUACGCACACACUGUCAUCAGCUCUUAUUGCCGCUGCUAUACAGCAGGUCAGAUGGACUAGGUAGUCAGUUGGGGGGACCUCGGCUGCGGUGCACGCGAUUCGCAAGAGUUUCUUUGAGACUGAGUUACGCAUACU